Molecule: messenger RNA, 828 nt
Organism: Symbiodinium sp. CCMP2592
Lineage: Eukaryota; Dinophyceae; Suessiales; Symbiodiniaceae
Source: the annotation of a GenBank genome assembly
AUGGACAACAACAAGGCAUGGAGCGAAGCAGGCAAAUUGCCCUGCAGCACCUACUCGACUUUGGAAAGCCUGCGUCUGGCAGCGAGGCUCAGACGUGAAGAAGCCAAGAUGAACGAACGACGCGUAAAGGCCCACGACGUGAUCGUCUGGCAAUCGGCCGAGCAGGUUGCAAGGCGAUUGACGUUCGCCGAAACAAUGGAGGACGAAGCAAGACGUUGCGAUCAGGUCGUGCCUCCUCUGGCAACCGGGACCGGGACACGCAUCAGCGACAUCGAGAGCUUCAAUGUAACCACCGAGAUGCCGGUGAUUUCGGCCUGGCGCGUGGCGCUGCUGGCGCGCAAGGCCAACAAGGACCACGAGGGGAAGCCCUUCAACAGAGACAUGACAAACAGUGAUGAGGUGGCGGCAGGGCUGAAGGCCAGCAACGCCACCACAGAGGAGGGGCCCAUCUCCCUCCUGGAGACCUCGACGGUCACCUUGCAGCAGAGCUUACAGCAAGCGGGAGCUGAGGUCACUGUCCUGGAGAUGGAGAGCUUGUCGAUCGCGGAUCAGAUUCGAGCCAUUGCGAACACGGAUCUGCUCAUCAGCGCACAUUCCGCUGCCCUCUCCUGGAUGAUGGCCCUGCCUCCUUGCGCGCAGGUCCUCGAGAUUUGUGCAGCUGGGAACUACCAGUUCAUUAACUACGCGAAGCUCGCCGGAGUGGAGCACCACUGUGCUGGCCCCCACAUCGCCUGGGGAACAAAAGGCUUCACGGCCCCGGUGGAUGACAUGGUGAAGCAGGCCCGAGAUGCCAAAGCCAGGCGUGACAAGUGCUUGAAAGAGAUGUGA